Molecule: messenger RNA, 4319 nt
Organism: Lecanosticta acicola
Lineage: Eukaryota; Fungi; Ascomycota; Dothideomycetes; Mycosphaerellales; Mycosphaerellaceae
Source: the annotation of a GenBank genome assembly
AUGGCCGCUGUCCAACAGCCCGGCAUGCAGCAACCACAGCAGGGCGCCAACCCAGCAAUGGGCUCUGGUAUCCUGCCUGCUGGCAUGACCAAGGAGCAGGUUCAGCAGAUGUAUAAGGAGUACCAGCAAAUGAAAGCCAAUGGUACACCGGAUACGGAUCCAAAGAUGAUGAGAACCAGGGCCAUCCUUCAACAGAUCCAGGCCAAGACCGAGCAGCUGAAGCGCUUCCAGGCCAUGAAGCAAAUGCAGAUGAAGCAAGCACCACAGCAAGGCGCCGUGCCGCAGAUGAAUGGCGCAUCUCCCGGCAUGCCCACGGAAGCACAGCCGCAGCAGCCAGUCGCUGCCACCGCGAACGGCGUAUCGCAGCCCACUUCGCAACCCAUGCCUCAGUCCUCAUCGCAAGCCGGCUCACAACAGGCUCAAAUGUACGGCGGUCCUGAUCAGGCUUCCUUCUCCAAAGAUCAGAUCAUGACUUUACGAGCUCAGAUGCAGGCCUUCUCACAUCUACAAAAGAACGUACCCAUUCCACAGCAGCUUCAGGAUCGGAUCUUCCCCUCCAGACAAGAGCAGAAAGCAUCCACCAUGGCUGAGGGCGUUGCCGCUGCUAGUAAACUUCUUGAGGAUGCGUCGCAAACACCCGCUCAGACAGCGCCCGACGAGGAUGGCAGACCUCGGCAUCGAUUCGAGACAUUCUCCGAUCCUCAUUCUCUGAUGCUUAAGAGUAUCAGCUAUCAAGAUCACACGCAACGUGCCAAUCGGUCAAUGAUUCCGAGUAUCAUGCCUCUUGGCGUCGAUCCAGAACAUGUGCGAGCCGAGCGUGAGGCCACCAUCUAUAACCGCCUUCUGACACACAAAAACGAGUUGGGAAAGCUCUCCGCAAAUCUCGGUGGUUGGGAUACAAGCAAGUCGGACACUCCAGAAGAAAAUGCGAAUCUGAAGCGGCAGGCCCUCAUCGAGUACAAACUUCAUACACUGGUGGGCAAGCAACGCGAGUUGAGACAGAAGAUUGGCCGAGAAAUGAUGUCCUCAAACAACCUCUCAAUGAGUGCCAACCGCUCGAUGUACCGUCGCGUUAAGAAGCAGUCACUUCGGGAGGCUCGAGUCACCGAGAAGCUGGAGAAACAGCAGCGCGAUGCAGCGGAAAACAAGGAGAAGAAGAAGCACAACGAAUACCUCCGAUCGAUUGUCCAGCAUUCCGAGGAUAUCCGCAACCACGCUCAGCAGCACAAGCAACGCGUACAGAAGCUUGGCCGCAUGAUGAUGAGUCUCCACCAAAACAUCGAGAAGGAGGAGCAGAAGCGGAUCGAGCGCACCGCGAAGCAACGUCUGCAAGCUCUGAAGGCCAACGACGAAGAGACCUACCUGAAGCUGCUUGGCCAAGCCAAGGACUCCCGUAUUUCUCACCUGCUCAAGCAGACAGAUGGCUUCUUGAAGCAGCUCGCCGCGUCUGUCAAAGAGCAGCAGCGAAAGAUGGGUUACCAGUACGACGACGACCCGAUCGACGAAAAUCCAUCCUCCGACGAGGAAAUGGACAGCGAGAACGAAAGCAAGCCGAAGAUCGACUACUACGAAGUGGCUCACCGUAUCAAAGAAGACGUCUUGGUUCAGUCAUCAAAUCUUGUUGGCGGUACCCUCAAGGAAUACCAGCUGAAGGGUCUGCAAUGGAUGAUUUCGCUAUACAACAACAACCUCAAUGGUAUUCUUGCCGACGAGAUGGGUCUCGGCAAGACUAUCCAGACCAUUUCACUGAUUACAUACCUCAUCGAGAAGAAGCGACAGCAUGGUCCGUACUUGGUCAUAGUGCCACUGAGUACGCUGACAAACUGGAACAACGAGUUUGAACGAUGGGCGCCUAGCGUAUCGCGUAUCGUGUACAAGGGACCUCCCAGCCAGCGGAAGAACCACCAGCAGCAGAUCCGAUACGGCAACUUCCAGGUAUUGCUCACGACUUACGAGUUCAUCAUCAAGGACAGACCGGUCCUGAGCAAGGUCAAAUGGGUGCAUAUGAUUGUCGACGAAGGUCACCGCAUGAAGAACGCACAGUCCAAGCUCAGCAGCACGAUUUCGCAAUACUACCACACGAGAUAUCGACUGAUCCUGACCGGAACUCCACUUCAGAACAACCUGACUGAGUUGUGGGCAAUGCUGAAUUUCGUGUUGCCCAGCAUUUUCAAGUCGGCCAAGUCAUUCGACGAAUGGUUCAAUACGCCCUUUGCCAACACCGGUGGUCAGGAUAGGAUGGAGCUCACUGAAGAAGAACAGCUGCUUGUUAUCAAGCGUCUUCACAAGGUGCUUCGUCCGUUCCUAUUGCGUCGUCUGAAAAAGGACGUCGAGAAGGAUCUGCCUGACAAGCAGGAGAAGGUCGUCAAGUGCAACACGUCUGCGCUCCAACAGAAGCUGUACAAGCAACUCAUGACUCACAACCGCAUCAACGUCAUCGGCGCGGAUGGCAAGAAAACUGGAAUGCGCGGUCUCAGUAAUAUGCUUAUGCAGCUGCGCAAGCUCUGCAACCAUCCAUUCGUCUUCGAAGAAGUUGAGGACCAGAUGAAUCCACAGCGUCUCACGAACGACCUCAUUUGGCGUACUGCGGGCAAAUUCGAGCUGCUCGACCGCGUUCUGCCCAAAUUCAAGGCCACAGGACACAGAUGUCUUAUCUUCUUCCAGAUGACUCAAAUCAUGAACAUUAUGGAAGACUUCUUGCGCUUUCGUGGUAUCAACUAUCUCCGUCUGGACGGUAGCACAAAGGCCGACGAUCGGUCCGAAUUGCUCAAGCAAUUCAAUGCACCGGACUCGCCGUACUUCUGUUUCUUGCUAUCGACCCGUGCAGGUGGUCUGGGCCUGAACCUGCAGACUGCAGAUACUGUCAUCAUCUACGACUCCGACUGGAAUCCUCACCAAGAUUUGCAGGCUCAGGAUCGUGCGCAUCGUAUUGGUCAGAAGAAUGAAGUGCGCAUCUUGCGGCUCAUCACGUCCAGCUCUGUGGAGGAGAAGAUCCUCGAGCGUGCGCAAUACAAGCUUGACAUGGACGGCAAAGUCAUUCAGGCUGGUAAAUUCGACAACAAGUCGACUAACGAGGAGCGUGACGAGAUGCUGCGUGUAAUGUUGGAAUCAGCCGAAGCCGUCGAGAACAUGGAGCAGGAUGAGAUGGACGACGACGAUCUCAACAUGAUGAUGAUGCGUAGCGAUGAAGAGCUUGUAAUCUUCCAGCAGAUGGAUCGCGAGCGCCACAAGAACGAUAAGUAUGGGACUGACAAGAAGUAUCCUCGGCUGUUGGGAGAGAGCGAGCUACCGGACCUUUAUCUCAACGACGACAAUCCAGUGGUUGAGGAAAUCGAGUUCAACUACGGACGUGGCGCCAGAGAGCGGACGAAGGUCAAGUAUGACGAUGGCUUGACCGAGGAACAAUGGCUGGACGCCGUUGAUGCUGACGACGACACCAUCGAAGAGGCCGUUGCUCGUAAGCAAGCCCGCAUUGCCAAGCGUGCGACCAAGAAGGAGUCCCGGCUUCGUACCGAUUUUGGCGGUGACACUCCUCCACCCGAUAAGGAGAGCGAAGAAGAGUCGCCGGCACCGAAGAAGCCUAGCCGUGGCAGCCGUAAGUCUUCUGGCAAGACUAAGCGCCCGGCUGACGAGGCGUCGUUGGAUGGUGUUCAAGAGCCUCCUUCGAAGAAGCAGCGGGCACGGAAUACCAAGAUUGUCGAGACUCUGUCGAAGGAGGACCGCGAAUCGCUUCAGCAGAUAUUGGACACAGUGCACGACUCACUUCAAGACCUGGAAGAGGAGUCGAACGACCCCAAGCUUGCGAACCGCGGCAUCAUCGAUCCCUUCCUCGAGCUGCCACCGAAGCAGCUCUACCCUGACUACUACCUCAUGAUCAAGGAACCGAUUUGCAUGAAGCAGAUUGAGACCAAGAUUAACAAGAAACACUACCAGAGUCUGAAGCAGUUUCGCGCAGACAUUGCGCUGCUGUGCAACAACUGCCGGCAGUACAAUGAGGAUGGCAGCGUGUUGUAUCAAGAUGCUAACCUCAUCGAGGUAAGUUAGCAUUCUUGAUCACCAAGAGAAGAAGAACCCGCACUGACUUGGUAUAACAGCGUGCCUGCGACGACAAGCUCAAGGAAGCGACGGCGGAACAUCCGAAAUGGCAGCGAGAUCUUGACGGAGAGAGCUCGGCGGCCGACGAGAACUCGACGCGGCCGGUGUCGAGCACGAGCACGCCGCAACCCAAACCCAGCAUCAAGCUCAAGCUCAACGGGCGAGCGAACGGGACUGCAUCGCGCGGAGGAACCGAAAGCGCCGCGCAGAGUGACGACGAAUAG